Molecule: messenger RNA, 2476 nt
Organism: Benincasa hispida (wax gourd)
Lineage: Eukaryota; Viridiplantae; Streptophyta; Magnoliopsida; Cucurbitales; Cucurbitaceae
Source: RefSeq, a predicted model, not a curated record
AUGCGAACUUCGUGGGCAGAUUUGGCUGCAAGCUCGGCUGCUGAGAAUGUAGCUGCUGGGUCCGCUAACAAUUGUAGUUCUGGAACUACUUCAGCACCUGGCCGACCGGCCUAUGUUCCACCACAUCUGCGGAAUCGCCCAGCGUCUUCCGAUCCGCCUGCUGCAGCACAUAGUGGGCCUGCUGUGGGAAAUGAUCGUUCUGGACAUGUAGGGUCCCGCUGGGGUGGUGGUCCGAGAAAUGAUUAUAAUCGUUCUGGUUAUAGUGGUGGUGGUAGUCGUGGAGGUGGAUGGGGGGGAAGUAGAGGAGGUGGAUGGGACCGGGGGAGGGGGGAUCGUGAAGUGAACCCAUUUGGAGAUGAAGAUGAUACAGAGGAAGCAUUUGGAGAGCAAGAAAAUACUGGUAUAAAUUUUGAUGCUUACGAAGAUAUUCCUGUGGAAACAAGUGGUGAAAAUGUACCUCCUCCGGUAAAUACAUUUGCCGAAAUUGAUUUGGGUGAAGCACUCAAUCAAAACAUUCGGCGGUGUAAGUAUGUAAAACCAACUCCCGUUCAGCGGCAUGCUAUUCCUAUCUCCCUUGCUGGGAGAGACUUGAUGGCUUGUGCUCAGACUGGAUCUGGAAAGACUGCUGCUUUUUGUUUCCCCAUUAUCAGUGGCAUAAUGAAGGGCCAGAGUAUGCCAAGACCAGCUCGAGGUGCACGCACAGUGUACCCACUUGCUCUUAUUCUCUCCCCAACUAGGGAGCUUUCAAUGCAAAUACAUGAAGAAGCAAGGAAAUUCUCUUAUCAAACGGGGGUCAGAGUGGUGGUUGCUUAUGGAGGUGCACCAAUCAACCUACAGCUACGUGAUCUAGAAAGAGGUGUCGAUAUUCUUGUUGCAACUCCGGGAAGAUUAGUAGAUUUGCUUGAAAGGGCUAAAGUUUCACUGCAGAUGAUAAGAUACUUGGCCCUUGAUGAAGCAGACCGCAUGUUAGAUAUGGGAUUUGAGCCCCAAAUUAGGAAAAUAGUAGAACAAAUGGACAUGCCUCCACCUGGUGCAAGGCAGACUAUGCUGUUCAGUGCGACUUUUCCAAGGGAGAUUCAGAGACUUGCCUCUGAUUUUCUAUCAAGUUAUAUAUUUCUGGCUGUUGGAAGAGUGGGUUCAAGUACUGAUCUAAUUUCUCAAAGAGUUGAGCUUGUUUCUGAAUCUGAUAAGAGAAGUCAUUUAUUGGACCUUCUUCAUGCACAGAGGGCAAAUGGUGUGCAAGGCAAGCAAUCUCUUACUUUGGUUUUUGUGGAGACAAAGAAGGGAGCUGAUGCUCUUGAACAUUGGUUAUGCCUUAAUGGUUUUCCUGCCACUACCAUUCACGGUGAUAGAACACAACAGGAAAGAGAACAAGCAUUGAGGUCGUUUAGAAGUGGUAACACACCGAUUUUGGUGGCAACUGAUGUAGCUGCCCGUGGGCUUGACAUUCCUCAUGUUGCACAUGUGGUGAACUUCGAUCUCCCUAAUGACAUUGAUGAUUAUGUUCACAGAAUUGGACGAACGGGAAGAGCUGGGAAGACUGGUUUAGCAACUGCCUUUUUUAACGAGAACAAUACAUCCAUAGCAAGGUCCUUGGCUGAUCUGAUGCGAGAAUCUAAUCAAGAAGUUCCUGAUUUUCUAUUACGAUUUGCUGCCAGAUCCACAUACAGUGGAGGGAGAAACCGUCGUUCUGGGGGAGGCCGAUUUGGUAGCCGUGACUAUAGAAGGGAAUCUUCUUUCAACAGAGGUGGUUCUGAUUAUUAUAGUGGAGGCAACAACAGUGGGGGCGGUUAUGGUGGUGGUUCCGGUGGAUAUGGAGGAGGAGGAUAUGGUGGUUCAGGGGUGACUAGUGCAUGGGACUAACGUGUACUUUUUAAAAUUAUUUACAGUGUUUAGGUGAUGGGUAGAGGAACCCGUUUCUGCCUGAAUAGAGUAUUGUUUUUUUUUCUUCGACUAUUGGUGUUAAAAAAGUGAUUAUUGUCAAAACUUAUUGUCAUUAUGGGGGAAAAGGAGAAAACGUUGACCAUUUUGGGGCCCAUUAGGAAUGUAGAGUUGUGUGCAGUGUUUCUUAGGUGUUGGUUAAAAUGGUACUAACAAAGUAGGAUCACUUUGUUCUUUUUGCUCCGUCUCCUAUCGGUUUGGAUGAUAUGGUGGGUGAAGAGAUCUCGGGGCUUUACCAUUCGGCUGCUUUUGUGUUUUCCAUCAAUUAGGCCAAGUUCUUUUAAACCCAGUUUGCUUGCUAGGCUAUUCCUCGAGCUUCUUGGGCAAUCUUCUUCCCCUUUCUGAAGAAUUUCAUAGUUUCUGUAAUAUUUUGUUAUUGACCCGAAAUAAGUUGGAAACCUUCUGUUAGGGCGUUAUGAUUUCAGUACGUAGAAACCAGGUUUUGUUGGGUUAAAUUUUCUAUCACAUACUUCAAAGAAUGAAAAACUGUUGUACACACUUUAGCUUUUUAAUAUUUCCCAGUUUUGUCACUUUA